GCUGUGCUAGUGGAAUAUAUAUUAAAGUGACAUCACGCCCAGUCUAUGUUAUCAUGUCUAUGGAUAAAAGAAAUUAAACAUAACCCAAGUUUUGAAAUUGACAUUGGGACCAUUGGGAGUUAUUUGAAGAAAAUCUUGAAAAUUAAUCAUUGAAAAUGAGCAAAUGAUAGAAAUAUAUAAAUCUAAUUGUUCAUCUCCAGAGAAAAGAUGGGCUUGUUAACGGAUCCCAGCACGGGCCAAGGAAAAUUUGUUAAACUGCUUCUAAAAUACUACAAUAAGUUAUGUUUGGUGAUGUACCUUUCCGGGAUAGUAUGGUUCUGCGCUUUGGCAGAUCCAUCAAAAAAUGCAAGUACCUAUUUUUCUGAAAAUGCUCUUCUACCUGGUCUAGUGAAAUCACAGUUUCGCGAAGAUAGAUUAGCCGUUAGAUUCCAUGAGGAACUGCUGGACGAAAUGAAAAAGUAUGAUGAUUCCAUCCCAUACCCUUAUUUGUUAGCAAAAUUUAGGCAAAUUGGACUGGACACAUACACACACAAUUUUACACUUGUCUCUCCAUUGAACAAAAAAGAGAAAUAUAGUGGAAAAAAUGUGUAUGGCAUUUUGAGGGCCGCAAGAGGUUCCAGUACUGAAGCAUUAGUACUGAGUGUACCUUUCAGGCCUCCAGUGAGUGUUCAUCCGACUACAGCACCUUCUAUUGCAAUUAUGAUGGCUUUUGCAAAGUAUGCCAAUAACUAUUAUUUUGAAAAAUAUUGGGCAAAGGAUAUAAUAUUUCUAAUCACCGAACAUGAACAACUGGGAAUUCAAGCCUGGCUGGAAGCAUAUCAUGGGGUUACUUGUGGAAACGAGGACACAUUGUAUCAUGGAGACUUGCGAGGUAGAGCAGGAGCUAUUCAAGCUGCUAUAAAUUUGGAACUGCACAGUGAGAGAAUUGGCCAAAUGGACAUAAAAAUAGAGGGCCUUAAUGGUCAGCUACCAAAUUUGGAUUUGUUUAACUUAGCUUCAAAGAUGUGUGCCAAAGAAGGCCUGUAUCACACAUUCAAAAAUAGAGGACCCAAGUAUUACAGGGAUUUUUUCAAGGAAUGGUGGAAUUAUUUUAAGAAUCUAUUGGCGAUGAUGGCUACCCAAGCUACCGGGAUACCAAAUGGUAACCACGGACUUUUUCAUCGGUUCGGAAUUCAAGCGUUGACCUUGGAAGGAUUUGAAGAUUCUAAUGCGAAGGGUAGCAGUAAGGUUGGAAUGAUGAGUAUUGGAAGGAUUUUAGAAGGCACUUUUCGAAGCUUGAAUAAUCUCUUGGAACGGACGUACAGGCACCGCUCUCAGGAUAUCUGCAAUGAUUCUACAGCGAGUCCUAAUGAUUCUGCAGCAAGUUCUACAGCAAAUUCUAAUGAUACUACUGCAAAUUCCAAUGGUUCUAUAGCAAAUUCUAAUGAUUCAUCAUUAGAUAAAAUCAUAAUGGUAUUUUUAUCAACACAUUUGCUUGGAGUAAUACUUUCAAAUUUGCCUCAGUAUAUACCAACCGUAGCCGAACUCUAUGACUACAACACAAACUCUUCAAUUUUUUAUGGUCUUUUAGCAUAUUUGAUAUUGACUUUAUCAAUGCCAAUGUUCGUUUCGUUUCGAAAUUGCAUAAAAGGUAUGGAACAGUUGAAUAUCCUUGCAAUGUUGGAACUAGGAACAGUCUUGAUUUGCAUUUCCAUGAACAACUUUUCACUGGGACUUUUUUGUUCCAUACUCAGCGUUCCAUUAGCCCUUUGCAUUGGAGCAACAUCUUGUAGUCCGUGUUCUUUCUUCCAACGCCUCUUUUGGCUUUUCGUUCAUCCUAUGUCGGUACUCUCCUUGGUAGUUCUAGUCAAUACUUACCUUCUAUUCUCCGACGAACAGCCAAAAGAAAUCCUCACCAGGAGCUGGGAUGCAACUCAGCAGUCUGUAAUUUAUGGUAUUGUGGAUUCUAUGAUCUAUGGAAAUUGGCUGUACAGCGUUGUAACUUGUAUUCUGAUUCCGAAUUGGCUGUGCUUUUGGAUUGUUACGUUUGGAAAUGGCGGAGAUUCCCAAGAAGUGUCAACCAAGGAGAAAAAAGACUGAGUAUCAGUUAAGAUUUUGACAUACACGAAAAUGUGAAUGAUUAGAUGCCAGUGCAUUUUUAGUAAUGUACAUUUAUUCAGUUCAAUUAUUACUUGUAAGUAUUCAAUAGUUGCAAAUACUUCUUUUCUUUAUAAAAAGUGUGAUCAAUAAAUGAUUCCAGCUUUCAA
Molecule: messenger RNA, 2246 nt
Organism: Leptinotarsa decemlineata (Colorado potato beetle)
Lineage: Eukaryota; Metazoa; Arthropoda; Insecta; Coleoptera; Chrysomelidae
Gene: GAA1
Product: Glycosylphosphatidylinositol anchor attachment 1
Biological process (GO): attachment of GPI anchor to protein
Cellular component (GO): GPI-anchor transamidase complex; membrane
Source: RefSeq, a predicted model, not a curated record